This is a messenger RNA of Stylonychia lemnae, 675 nucleotides long. The record is from the annotation of a GenBank genome assembly. Lineage: Eukaryota; Ciliophora; Spirotrichea; Sporadotrichida; Oxytrichidae.
AUGGCUGAAUCAGGAGAGUAUUAUCUUAAGAAAAUAAAAAAUGGGACUCUUCCAGUCCUUGAUAGUUUUAGGAUUAUACUUCCAACUGCUGACAAUCAAUUCGUCAACAGGAUUCAAAAGGAAUGCAUUUCAUGGUAUAAUGUUGAAGACAUGGACCCUGAGGAGCCAAAGCGAUACAAUGAGCCUGAAAUGCUUGCUAGCAUGAAUUUCCUCAAAGGUUUAAUUAGCAAAGAAGCUGAGACUUACUAUCAGAAUGAUUAUUCAAAAGUCUUUUUGGCAGGCUUUUCUCAAGGAUGCUGCCUUAGUUUUUUGAUAGGCCUGACUUUCAAUCACAUUCUUGGAGGAGUGAUAGGUUUUGGGGGUAUUGUUGUGCCUCUCUUCUUCAAAAUGAUAAAAGGAGAGGAUGGAGAUUCAGAUAUGUCUGAGAGUUUCUUGCUUAGGUAAAAAGCUGAAUCUCUACCAGUGCUGUAAUAUCAUGGCAAAAAUGAUCCAUUAUUCUAGCUUGAUAGAGUUUAAGGUAACGUGGAGAGAUCUUGGACUCAAUUAGGUUUCUAGAAUUACUAGAUUAUAAGUGAGGAAGGACUUCCUCAUUAUACUAGUGAGACUGGCUUUAAAAAGAUGAAUGAAUUCAUUUAAGAGAUAGUUUAAAAGUAAGGGAAGUAGGCUAAGUUAUGA